Daucus carota subsp. sativus is the source of this 4072-nucleotide messenger RNA. RefSeq lists its product as uncharacterized. The record is from RefSeq and is a predicted model, not a curated record. Lineage: Eukaryota; Viridiplantae; Streptophyta; Magnoliopsida; Apiales; Apiaceae. Gene Ontology annotation, cellular component: mRNA cleavage factor complex; cytoplasm. Gene Ontology annotation, molecular function: RNA polymerase II complex binding; mRNA binding. Bases 443 to 3559 code for a protein of 1038 amino acids. Gene Ontology annotation, biological process: termination of RNA polymerase II transcription. The transcript is spliced from 7 exons.
CACGACAAUGUAUAGAUCUCCUCGCCCGCCGCCCGUUCAUCAAUUCAAUAUCCUUUUCGGAUAUAUACGUCGCAAGUCGACACUACGUGAUUAAUCACACACGCAGAGCAGCCACACCAAUUCUAUGAAUGGGGAAAAUAAAACCCUAGCUGCAGCAGCUAAAUUUAUGGAAGAAAAGUAUCGGAGCUUUCUUGUUCAUUCAAAUCACAUCUUUCUCACUUCACUCUGAGAUCCACCUCUUUGUAGUCAAUUUUUAGAUACAAAAUUUUUCAAUUUUCCUUUUGUAUUGUUAUGAUUAGGCUCUUUUAUUGUAAAGGCUCAUCUAUGAAGCCUAUAACUUAGUUUCCGUUCUCCAAAUCGAGAUUUGGACUAGUUAAUUGCUAAUUAGGGUAGAAUUAGGGUUUUGAUUUGUGUGAUUCUGUGCUGUUUUGUUGAUUUAUCUAUGGAAAUGGAGAAUUCACGUAGAUCAUUCGAUAGAUCGAGAGAGAUAGGGCUGAAAAGACCUAGGUUAGAGGAGCAAGUUGUGAGUCGUAAUUCAAAUGGACGUGGUUUUGCUCAAUCGCAGCCGGAAUCGAGAGUCAGAGAUGUUGAAGGUAGUGGUAAUGAUACGUCGAUUCAGGAGUUAGCUAGUCAGUACAGGACUGCGUUGGCGGAGCUCACCUUCAAUUCGAAACCGAUUAUUACUAAUCUGACUAUUAUUGCUGGAGAAAGCUUGCACGCUGCCAAGGCGAUUGCUUCGAUUAUCUGCUCAAACAUUCUCGAGGUUCCAACCGAGCAAAAACUCCCAUCUCUAUAUCUGCUAGACAGUAUUGUGAAAAACAUUGGGAGGGAUUACAUAAAGUACUUUGCUCCAAGACUCCCAGAGGUCUUCUGCAAGGCAUAUAGACAAGUUGAUCCAGCAGUACACCCUGGCAUGCGGCAUCUAUUUGGAACCUGGAGAAAUGUAUUUCCACCUCAAUUUCUUCAGUUGAUUGAGAAAGAACUUGGGUUUCCACCUGCUGUCAGCAGUUCAGCAUCAGGGACAGCUAAGCCUGGUUCACAGGCACUGCGUCCAGCUCAAAGUAUACAUGUAAAUCCAAAGUACUUGGAGGCAAGGCAGAAUCAGCAGUCAAGCAAGGUAAGAGGAACAAUCACAGACAUAAAUGGGAGCCAUGGGAAUUCACCCGAUGAGAUGGAGAAACCGCACAGAGGAACCAGCGUUAAUGCUGCAAGACAACGAGCUGAUCCUCGUCUUAAAAUGCAUAAUAUUCAGCAUCCUCCAAAAGAUGCAGGAACUGGGUCUUUUCAGCAAAAUAGUUUAGAAUUUGGUGCAUAUGAUAUUAAUAGUGAGCUUGCAAGGCAUUCAGCUUCUGGGAUUAAAAAAACCAGUGAUAGGGCCACAGAGCAAGUACUUGACCGGGCUUGGUAUGGAUCUGGCAGCAGUAUUGCUGACACAACAUCCAGCAGGAUGAAUAGUUCCGAUGUCAAGGGUGGGCGUACAAGUUAUUUAACCUCUGAAUCUGCAAACAGAGACCUGAACUUGCAGAAUGCGCAGAACCUUGUUAGUGGUAGAAGCAGCAUUGGGAUUGAUAGUUGGAAGAACUCUGAAGAAGAGGAGUACACAUGGGAUGAUGUGAAUUCUAGACCAACAAGUUAUGGUGUCAAUCGUAAGUCAAAGAGAGAUCCUAGGUUGAUGGAUGAGUCUGAGAGACUGGAUGCCCAGAGCACUAUUUCAAAGCCUCAAACUCUACAUGGAAUUGGAUCAAGUGUUGACAAAGAAGCUUCCAGUGCUACAUUGCUGUCUGAACAGAGAAACCAAAUUGCUUUUGGAACUCGAGCUCCUUCAACUGGGCAGCGGGGAGCACUUGGGUUAGGCUAUCCUGGUUCCAGUCAACCUAGUUCAGGGUAUUCUGCAGGUUAUCCUGCCUCUUUGAGUGGGUUGUCAACAAGUUCAAAUUCCAUGGCUAGGACGUCUUUCCCGGUUCCAGGGUCCUCUGGAUCAGUAGUACAACAAAGAUACACUGGAGAGGCUGCAUCACCAUCUGGACAAUCACCAUUGCACCAACAUCCUUCCUCACCUUAUAUCUCCAAACAUCAAUCCAGCGAAGAACCUUUGCAAACUCAAGCACCGCCACAUGCUGACGUCGAACUGCAUAGACGGUUUCCUCAAAACUCUCCUAUACCUGCGAAGACAAUAACCCAGAACAUUCAUCGAGGGAGCACACAGAAUUUGCAAUCCCCAAAUUUACAGGGAUCCUCUUACAUAAGUUCGACUCAACAAAGGCAUCAUAUUCCUGUUGUGCAAAAACCUCUGUCUGAUCCUAUAAAAUAUGAUCCUUCUGCUCCAUCCAACAAAGCAUUAGCACCUCAGGUUUCAACUGUGGAGAAUCCCUUAAUGGUGAAGUCUUCAUCUGUUCCUCCUAGUCAUCUUGCUCCGCAAAUUCCAGGGCAGUUGAGUGCGAGUCAUUUAUUGACUGCUGUUAUGAAUAGUGGAAUACUUGGGAAAAAUUCUGUCAUUGGUGACAUACCUAAAACUAGCAGUCAGAAUGCUAUUGCAUUGUCUUCUCAAACAUCUUCACGGCCUCCUCAACCCAGUGGCGUUUCUCCGACCAAAUCGGAGGUCAAAGUUGCUUUAGCAACUAAUGCAGUCCCAUUAUCCCAUGAAAGCACAUUUAUUACCUCUACGCAGAGAGAAAAAGAACGUCCCCCACUGCCGCAUGGGCCUCCACCCUCUUCAACUGUUAGUAGUGCCUUGGAACAGACUGCAACUAAUCCUAUGUCAAAUCUUUUAAAUACAUUAAUGGCGAAGGGCUUGAUUUCUGCAUCAAAAACAGAAUCAACUGCUCCACCUCAGAUUAUUGCUGAUCCCUGUAAUCAAAUUCCAGGAAUUGUUACUACUAUGGUGAGUUCCACUCUCACAGUUUCGUCAGCUAUUCCACCCUCAUCUACUUGUGACAAGCUUUCUGAGUCGAAGCCCACCACUAAAAACCCAGUUAGCUUGGAUGCAUCUAGCUUCAAUGACUUCAAAAACCAUAUUGGGUUUGAGUUUAAACCAGAAGUGAUUCGGGUGUGUCAUCCUUCUGUAAUUGAUGAGCUCCUUCAUGAUCUUCCACACCAGUGCAGUAUAUGUGGUCUUCAAGUCAAACUUAAAGAAAGUUUAGAUAGACAUAUGGAGUGGCACACACUUAAAAAAGCUGAAUCAGGUUGCCGGAGAUGGUAUAUCAGUUCUCUUGAGUGGAUUCAGGAAAAAGUUUCUGCUGAUGAAGAUGUGAAGGGGGUUUCUGAUGAUGAAUUGGAGAAUGAUGGUUUGUUGAUGGUCCCUGCCGAUGAAAACCAAUGCGUAUGUGUGUUAUGUGGUGAGCUGUUUGAAGAUAUUUAUAAUAAGAAUAUGGAUCAAUGGAUGUUCAAAGAAGCUGUUUAUUUGACUCUUUCAGCUCAAACAGUGGUAACAAGUCUUACAGGAGAAAAGGGUCCUAUUGUUCAUGCAAAGGGUCCUAUUGUUCAUGCAAACUGUAUAUCAGAAAGUUCUCUUCGUGAUUUGGAUCUAGCCAAUGAUGUAAAAGUGGAAAGGGUUGUGUAGUUAGACACUUGAUUGUGUUGGCUGUUCAACAGUUGGAAUGCAUUCGGGUCACUAUUGGUCACUGAUAUGGCCCUUCUUAUUUGCAAACUUACAUCGCCAUACCUGCUGCGAAAUUUUCGUACUUGUUUUCUCUUUAUCUCCUGGUUCUAGUUCUCUCUUGUAAUCAUAAUUUUUUCAAAGAAAGGAGUAUAUAGAAUCAAUAUGUUUUUACAAUCGAAUAGCGGUCCUAUUCAAUCACCAUUCUUUUCCGGGGAUAGAGGUCACUUAUGUAAGAACCCUGAGGCUUCUUUUGUCAGAAGAACAGAGAAAAACAUUCGUCAACCUAUAGAAGUCUGUCAAGUGGAAUCUUUGGCAUCUAAGUUUUGGAAGUCAUUUAACGAGUUUGCAUCCGAGAGGAAGGAUUAUUUGUUUUGUAAAUGGUCCAGUAGAACAUAGGAAGUUCUUGAAGUUAUUUUUCUUGUUUGAAUCAUGCCAUUGCUACUAAAUAACAUCAAUUGCUUCCGUAGGGACAAA